Molecule: messenger RNA, 1404 nt
Organism: Acanthosepion pharaonis
Lineage: Eukaryota; Metazoa; Mollusca; Cephalopoda; Sepiida; Sepiidae
Source: the annotation of a GenBank genome assembly
AUGCUCUUUUCUCCACAUUUCUUUAUCAGUUCUAAACCUCUCUCUCUCCCCCCUCUCUCUCUCUAUCUAUCUAUCAUCUGUUCGUAUCUAUCUAUCUAUCUAUCUAUCUAUCUAUCUAUCUAUCUAUCUAUCUAUCUAUCGUCUGUUCAUAUCUAUCUAUUUAUCGUCUGUUCAUAUCUAUCUAUCUAUCUAUCUAUCUAUCUAUCUAUCUAUCUAUCUAUCUAUCUAUCUAUCUCUCUAUCUAUCUAUCUCUGUCCAUCUAUCUAUCUAUCGUCUGUUCAUCUAUCUAUCUAUCUAUCGUCUAUCUAUCUAUCUAUCUAUCGUCUGUUCAUAUCUAUCUAUCUAUCUAUCAUCUGUUCAUAUCUAUCUAUCUAUUUAUCGUCUGUUCAUAUCUAUCUAUUUAUCGUCUGUCUAUCUAUCUAUCUAUCUAUCAUCUGUUCAUAUCUAUCUAUCUAUUUAUCGUCUGUUCAUAUCUAUCUAUCUAUCGUCUAUCUAUCUAUCAUCUAUCAUAUCAUCUGUUCUAUCUAUCUAUCUAUUUAUCGUCUGUUCUAUCUAUCUAUCUAUCGUCUCUAUCUAUCUAUCUAUUUAUCGUCUGUUCAUAUCUAUCUAUCUAUUUAUCGUCUAUUCAUAUCUAUCUAUCUAUCUAUCUAUCGUCUGUUCAUAUCUAUCUAUCUAUCUAUCUAUCGUCUGUUCAUAUCUAUCUAUCUAUCUAUUUAUCUAUCUAUCGUCUGUUCAUAUCUAUCGUCUGUUCAUAUCUAUCUAUCUAUCUAUCUAUCUAUCUAUCUAUCUAUCUAUCUUCAGGAUGUUCAUAUCUAUCUAUCUAUCUAUCUAUCUAUCUAUCUAUCUAUCUAUCUAUCUAUCUAUCUUCAGGAUGUUCAUAUCUAUCUAUCUAUCUAUCUAUCUAUCUAUCUAUCUAUAUAUAUAUAUAUAUAUAUAUAUAUAUAUAUCCGUAUCCUUUUUGCUAUUUUUUCGUGCUGUUCUUAUUCUUUCCUCUAUUGUUCUCUGCAUCUUUCUUCUUUUUUUUUCCUGAUAACUUUUCUUUCUAUAUAUUCCUCAUUUCUUCGUACGUCUCAUUCACUCCAUAUUUCGUUUUUAUUUUUUUUUAUCUCUCUCUUCAUUUUCUUUCCUUUUCUUUCUACAUUUCUUUUAUUCUACUUCAAGACCUUCUUUCUUUCUAUUCUUUUUCCUUUCUUUGUGUCAUUAUUAUUUGGCCACGCUCAUUUUCCGUCUCCUUAUGCUUUUCUUUAUUUCUUUACCCUUUCUACUUCACGUAUCUUGUGGUCAUAUGUCAGUCUCUCUCUCUCUCUCUCUCCAUAUUUCUCUCUCUCUCUCACACACACACACACACAGUUUUUCUCUCACAAAUUGAUACAUUCUCUUCCUUUUAUUUACUUACCAAUAUAG